Molecule: messenger RNA, 1010 nt
Organism: Thrips palmi
Lineage: Eukaryota; Metazoa; Arthropoda; Insecta; Thysanoptera; Thripidae
Exons: 5
Coding region: 537-1010 (157 amino acids)
Source: RefSeq, a predicted model, not a curated record
GAUGGCUGAGUACAGCGUGACUUAGUGAAUCGAUAUGAAGUGAGUAUGUUCCAAUUUAAACGCAGUGUGUGUCGGCUUGGCUUGUUCAAUCUUGAGGGAGUAUUCCCCUCAGCUAACCACUUGACUGCAACUUUUUUUUAUGCCUUGGCCCGUGCUUGUGUGUGCAUGUGAUCUCGUCUGCACUUUUCGUGUUCGUGUGGUCCCCUGUCGCACUGAUGCUUAGUGCUUUUUCUUGACUCUUGGGCUUUUUCUCGCUGUCUCUUUUUGCGAGCUAUUUUUCGUAAACUGUUGUCUAGUUCCACAACACACAGGAGUCCGAUGGGUUGCCUACCCUCCCGGCGUUCGUCUCCUUGGGUUACUUGACCACCAGUCGUCAGGUCUCAUCAACGCCAGUCAAGAUUGAUCCCCCUGCAGUCUCCCCUCAACUGUCACCGAUUGGUGUGGCAGCACCUCCGUCGCCACUGCCACCCACUCCAGAGGGGCAAGUCGAUGUCUCGUGGUCUGCGGCUUCCCUUGAAGCUGCUAAUUUUGACGUGAUGAGGCAAUUGUUUGGGUCCUCUUUUGAUUCUGCUGAAGAGUUAAUUGAAGCUGCUGUUCCGCCACCCUCACCUCUACUGACGCAUGAGGAGGAAGAGUGGGUGAUGGCGGAGCUCUUCUCCCCCCACACUCUUGAUGCAUCCCAUGAUAGUGAGCUCAAUGAGUUGGAACAGGAGAGAGUUAGUGAAUCAGCUCCACGCAGAGUGUCAGCCUUCUUGAGGCUGGGUCCUCGUCAAACUUAUCCUGGAGAAGAAGAAGAGGUUGAGAUUGCACAUGGUCCAGAAGAAGAAGCAGAGGUGCCUGAAGUACAGGUGCUACUCCCUCCAGUCGCUGCUCCAGAAGUUGCUGACGCACUGGUGCCUGAGGUCAACCUCCCUCCAGUCGCUGCUCCCCAGACUAAAAAAACCAUGAGCCGCUCCAUGGGGCAGACGAACCAUAGGGACUCAUUGUUCGCCAUGGUCAGGAGGUCGUAA